AUGUCUGAUCCGUAUCCUCCGGGGGUGUCAGCCCCUCCCCUCGUCAUUACCGAUACCGAUAAAAGAGGCGUGAUAGUGGUUGUGACAAUAGUCACUCUGGCAUUUCUGCUCGUUGCGUUCUUGACGCGAAUAUGGGUCAGGCUACGAGUGAGCGGUCCAUGGUCGUACGAUGACACCACGUUGACUGUCGCGACGAUCAUCGGCAUCGGUCAAUCCGUAGCCGUCUUUGCUGAAGUCCACGAAGGCUUUGGACUCACCAAAUCCUCCCUCAGCGACGGCGACAUUGCAAGCGUCGGUCAGGCCGACUAUGCAAGCACUCUAUUAUAUCUCGUCGCCCUGGGCCUCUCCAAGUGCUCCGUCAUUGCCCUGAUCAUGCGCCUAACCUCCAACCGUCAACACCUCGUCGUGCUGUACAUCAACAUAGGCGCUGCUGUUGUGUGGGCGCUUUCCUCCUUCUUGCUCAUCACUAUCGCUUGCAGCCCUGCUCAACCGUUCCGCGAUCUUGCUUCUCAAUGUUCCGGUCUAUUCGCACGCUGGCAGUACGUCUGCGCGCUCGACAUCAUCACAGAGAUUUCCAUUUUCGCCAUGUCGAUCUACCUCGUCUUCGGGCUACAAAUGGCGAUACGAAUGAAGGCUAUGGUCGUGCUCGCGUUCGCUCUGCGCCUCCCUGUGAUCGCUUGGUCCGCCACCCGCCUCUACUACCUGCACCGCCAAGUCUACAGCGACGACCCCACCCUCGCGGGUUACCUCGCUGGCGUGUGGACGCAAGUGCAAGUCAGCUACAGCCUGAUUGCCACGGCCGCGGCUUGUCUAGGACCUUUCAUUCGGCCCUUUACCAAACCAUACCUGGCGGAAGCGAGCUCCGGGCCGGGCAGCAGCCGCCUGCGCACCACUGUCCCGGAUGGGUACAACCUGAGUAAGAUAACGGGCAAGCAUAGCGGAUCCGGAUCAGAUUCACGGUCUCGGUCCCGCAAGAGCCGCGGUGGCAGCCAAGGCAAUAGCAGGACGCUGGCGGGACAGAUCUAUCCUGGUUCCACGUCGCAAAGCACGGCGUGUUACGACCCGCCUCGAGCAGGAGCCAGAGGAGCGCAAGAUGACAGCAUACAUGGCGCAAGGGCCGCUAGUCGGCAGAGUUUGGACAGCCACGACAGCAAAAAGAUGAUCAUUACCAAGGGCGUGGAGUGGACGGUUGAGUACGAUGGGCAGGAUAGUGCUGCUAGAGCCGGUACAGUGGGAUCCAACGAGAGCAGUCAGGUUUAG
Cyphellophora europaea CBS 101466 is the source of this 1260-nucleotide messenger RNA. RefSeq lists its product as uncharacterized. Bases 1 to 1260 code for a protein of 419 amino acids. Lineage: Eukaryota; Fungi; Ascomycota; Eurotiomycetes; Chaetothyriales; Cyphellophoraceae. The record is from RefSeq and is a predicted model, not a curated record. The transcript is spliced from 3 exons.